Molecule: messenger RNA, 1358 nt
Organism: Benincasa hispida (wax gourd)
Lineage: Eukaryota; Viridiplantae; Streptophyta; Magnoliopsida; Cucurbitales; Cucurbitaceae
Gene: NDF5
Product: NDH-dependent cyclic electron flow 5
Biological process (GO): carbohydrate metabolic process
Cellular component (GO): cytoplasm
Molecular function (GO): carbohydrate binding; glucose-6-phosphate 1-epimerase activity
Source: RefSeq, a predicted model, not a curated record
CAAAUUGAAAGCCAAGACGAGGACCAAUCCAUUCAAUUUUUCACUUUAUCCACUUCCACUUCAUCGCGUAGUCAGAGAGAGCCGCCGCCGCCGGCGUCCGACCGCCAUGAGCGUAGCUCCAAAGCUUCUCUAUCCGCCCACAGGCAUUCCCUACGCGCGUCCGUGGACGCUUCGCCGCCGAUUUGUCUGUCAUUGCCUUCAUCAAUCCACAGGAAGCCGCCGCAGCGGAGGAAGAGGAUUCCGACUUCCCGGAGUGGCUUCAGUUCCGUAUCAACCGAUCAAUGUCGAUUAUUUGGAAGAAGAAUUCAACGGCCAAGGACAUGGAGUAACAUUCGAAGGAAUCGGCGAUGAAUGCGUUGCAAAAUUGCGAUUGGAAAAUGGAGGUUCUGCGAUUCUUAUGUUCCCGAGCGGAUUAAUUACUUCCUACAAAUCUCCGAUGUGGCAUGGAGGAUCGCUCGAGCUGCUUCAUUCUUCGGUAUCUGAGGACAAAAAUGGCGACGUUGUUGUUCAAGGAGGCGUAGCCCUAGCCCUGGACUGUGGGAGUAAUCGACUGGAGGAUGUUUCUUGGGCUCUUCAUAAUGUUACAGGAAAUCCUCGCGAAUCGAUUCAGAUGGAGCUGAUAAGCAGGGUUGCAGAGGGCAAGGUAGAGUUGAAAUACACAGUUACACUUGGGGAAGAUAUGUUAACAUCAGAGCUAACAGUGUCCAAUAAUAAAGAAACAUCUCUUGAAUUGAAAGGCUGUGUUUUGAGUCAUAUGACUGUGAGUACUCCUGAGGCAACUUUUGCUAUUGGAUUGGAAGGUUCAGAUUUCCACAGCAUGCCACCAUUUUCAUCAAGUUCUGCCAUUAUUCCUCCAGAUUGUUAUGGCCAGGGAAGCAGCUCAGGUUUGACUCAAACAUUCGAAGGGAUUCUUUCUGGUUGGGGCAAAAGCAACCAAAGAGACAGUGAAGAGGAGAUUGAGGGUGAAGAGACAGAUAACUACAAGCAAUUGAUGGAACAGAUGAGUAGGAUCUACACCAAUGCUCCCAGAUACUUCACAAUCAUAGACAGGGGAAGGAGAAACUCUGUGGUGGUGGGGAGAGAUGGAUUUGAUGAAGUUUACAUCUUCAGUCCUGGAUCAAAUCAUGUGUACUAUGGAGAAUAUUCUUAUAUAUGCCUUGGUCAAUCAGCCAUGCUUAAACCAAUAGUCUUGGAGCCUCAACAAGUAUGGAGAGGGUCUCAGUAUUUAUACAACCCAAAUCUCUAGUCCUUGUAUCACCCUCUUGUCCAUUCCCUUCAAUGUAAAAAGUUCCAAGGAUGACCACAAAGGAUUUUUUUUAAUAAAUAAUUAAUUAAAAAAAAGGGUUAACAUGAAACUA